CAGAAAAAAAUAAAGAAAAGAGAUGAACUUUUGAACUUUUGACCACUUUUCCCACUUGGGGAUCUUUGUCUCUCUUAUUACAUCAUGCCAUAGAACUUUGGAUAUGCUUGCCCAUGUCUUGUUUAUGUCUAAAACAGUCAACUACACUUUUUUUUUUUUUUUUAUUUGUUCACUUCGUCAUAAGUUGAAUAACCAAUUGAUGUAGUUUUCCCUGUCCCCCAUCCUUGCCAUCUUCUUGACAACCAUUAAUCAUUGACGAAGAAAGAUUUCAUUUCUCAUUUUUAGAGGCACACCAAUCCCAUUGGAGCCAAAAAUCUUGAUUUCUCUCUUUAUUUAUUGAGUUUAUUUCUUAAUUUUUUAGUGUUAUUAACAUGCAGUUUCACCAUUUAACCUUGUCAAAUGAGCUUUCUGCUGUAGGUUACCACUGAUGAAGCUAUUGAAUUGUCUAGGAGAGUAGUGUUGGAGGAAGGUCUGCAGGUGUAGAUUUGAGUGGCGCAAAGCCUCAAGAUCUCUCUAGCCAUGAGUUUCUCAAUGACACUUCACUCAAAAGGGGUUAUGUGUUCAAGCCAAAGCUCAAUGCUUGGGGAAUGAAACAGAAAAAGAAGGAAGGAGGGCAAGAUGAAGGUGAAGGGGAUGAUGAAGCUAAAAAUGAAGAAGAAAAUGAAGAAGCAGGCCCCUCUCAAGGUGGUUCAUCUCAGGUCCCUCAGAAAAUCAGUACCAACAAAGGCAUUCUUCUAAUUCUUGAGAGGCUCGCAUUGCUUGACAAGAAGCUCAAUUAUCACAUUCGAGAAUGUCAGUCUGUAGAACCUCCAGCACCUUCAGCCACCAUAUCGGACCCCACUGCUGCUGGCACUUCAUCUGAACCCAUGCCUACUGAACCCUGUACCUAUCCUGAAACUUAAACUUCUUGGUUCCAAUUGUUUGUCUAUUUUAACUUCUGUUUUGUAUUUAAAUUCUACUUCAAACUCUGUUUUUGUAUAUAUAUAUAUAUAUAUAUAUAUAUAUUGUUUUGAGACAUUAUAUGUGUUUAGAUUAAAUUUUGAGUUUGAGUUGUGGUUGUGGUUUAUGUUUAAAGUUAGUUUUAUGCGUGGUUGAUUGUGUUUUUGGUUGGAGUUAAUUAUGUAUAAGUUGUUAAGUUGGUUUAUGUUUAGUGUUAUGUGAAGUUUUUGUGUUUGGUUCAUGUUUUCAAGUUUGUUAUGAGGUUUAAUCUGUUUUGUGAAAGUGUUAUAGGCGUGUAUGAGUUGGGUUCAUGAAAUUUGAAUGUUUGAAGUUUAUAUGUUCUAGUUGUUUUAGGUGUUUGGUACACUCCAUGCAUGAAUUGAGGGGGAGUUGAUAUUACCAUUUUAAAACUAAGAAAUUGCCAAAGUUACU
Molecule: messenger RNA, 1371 nt
Organism: Rubroshorea leprosula
Lineage: Eukaryota; Viridiplantae; Streptophyta; Magnoliopsida; Malvales; Dipterocarpaceae
Source: the annotation of a GenBank genome assembly